GUCCUGGUUUCAGCAAAUUGCACAGUCUUAGAAACUUAAGUCUCCUUGGCUUUCCCGAGGGCUACUGCUCCAUACCAAAAUUGGAAAAUUCUACUUUUGCUAACCUGCCACCAUCUCUAAGGUCCAUGACUUUGACCAGCUGUAACAUCAGCGACGUGGACCGUGAGGCUUUCAGACCUCUCCGGAAUUUGCGGACCAUGGACCUUUCAAAAAACACGCGCCUGGGCUUUCAAACGCUGGGUGAUGCUUUCUACAGCCUGCAAGGCUCCAACCUGAAGGACCUGUAUAUCAACGAGAUCAUGGACCCAUACUCUGUGUGCGUCGUCAUCGAUACGAAUCACACGCGCUACUUCAAGGACACGAGACUACAGAGCAUACACGCAGAGAGCAAUCGCAUUGAAAGCUUUACUCCCGGGGCCCUGGACAACAUGCCGGACACACUGUCCUUUGUCUCCGUAUCCGGAAACAGAUUACGCUUCGGUAGCUACUUACUCGACCUCGGUGAUCUCACAAAUCUCACGACAAUAAAAAACGACGGAAGGAUGAGACCACACGAUCCCCCUACUAGCUACCCGGCCUUUUCCGUCAAGCCAGAACAUAUCGAGAAGUGUCAUUACGUCCGCGAGUAUGAAGGAUGUCAGAGAUCUCUUGAGCCAAGUGGACAGACAUUUCCUACUUGUCCUCUAAGCCUAGAAAACGCUAUGUUUGAAGAAAGAGACCCCUUGACUCCUCUCAGUCUGACCUUCGUCCUUCCUCCUAAGCUGACCUCAUACGUGUCGCGUUGGAACCAGCUGCGCUAUAGCCUAGUAAACAUCCGGUUUGACGAGAACAACACACUUACGAGCCUCGAACUUACAAGCAAUUUUUUGGCCCGGUGGAUAGGACCUUUCAAAGGAUUAAAUCAAUUGCAAAGUCUUGAUCUUUCUAACAACUUCGCACGCAAAGUUCACUAUGCGUUCUUCGAUACCUUUCCCGAGCUCAAGAACUUGCGAUUAAGCAGAAAUUACCUGAGGGAACAACUAAAGAAUGACGAAAAUGGUAGGGUCUUCGCCAAUUUGUCAAAACUGGAAACUUUGGACUUGUCGUCCAACUACAUCAACAUCAUACCUGCUGCGGCAUUUCAAGGAUUAACAAACUUGAGGCAGCUCAAUUUGUCGCACAACAAUAUUUUUAACUUUGAAAUUACUGUCAGUCACAUGAUGAGCCUAACCUCGUUGGACCUAUCUUACAAUAACAUUCAUUUUAUUCCUAAAUUCAUUUCAGACCAUCUCGAUUUGAUAACUUCCAAUCCAAAUGUCACAGUCUACCUCAACCUCACGUUCAAUCCCAUCGCCUGCCUGUGCACGCACAUCGAUUUUCUCACCUGGAUUCAGCAGUCGGCUGUACAGUUCGUAUUCCGGAAUAAGUACUCCUGCCUGAGACCCGAUGGCACCAUCAAGAAAAUGAUCAACAUUACAGAGGAAAUUCAGACACUACAAAAGACUUGCGGAAACGUUGUUGGCAUGCUGAUUGGAGCGUUUACAUGUUUCUUCUGCCUGACUCUGGCGCUUGCUUCCGCUGUUCUUUACCGCUUUCGAUGGAAGCUGCGCUACUUGUACUAUGCGUCGCGUCUGGCGCACUCCAGGAAGCGAACAUUAACCGAAAACUCAUUUGAGGUCGACGCCUUCGUCUCCUACUGUUCAGAGGACGACGAGUUCGUGCAUGGCGAGCUCAUGCGGCAGCUGGAGGAAAGGAAGGGGUUGCGACUGAUCGUGCAUCACCGCGACUUCACCCCCGGACAGCCCAUCCCCUGCAACAUCGUGGCUGCCGUUCAGAACAGUCGCCGCACGCUGGUUGUGUUGACGCGACACCUGCUGCAGUCGGAGAGGUGUCAGUAUGAGAUGCAGAUGGCCACCAUGGAGUCUGUACACACAGGUCGCAACGUGCUGCUGUUUUUGUUGUACGAGGACAUCCCCAGCCACGAGCUGCCACGCCAAGUUUUGUACGACCUUCAGUCUUCUACUUACAUCCAAUUUCCUCACGAUGAUCUUGAGCUGGUGCCUAGCUUUUGGAGAAGACUGGCGAAGGCUCUUAAAGAGCAAUAUCUCAGCAUAAAACAGUACAAUAAUCUUAUCAGAAAAAUCGCCGUGGAAAAUAAAGGUUUUGAUCAAAAAGAAUGCAAAAUGUUUCAGUGGCGCACUCUUCCACUCGUCGCCGCAUUACUGGUCGUCCACACGGUGGCGGUGCAGGUGGUUCGAAUGAGUGUCGUGACACCUGCCUGCCAGUCCUUGUGUACCUGUCAUGACGGUGGCGUGGACUGCUCCGGCAAAGGCCUCACUUCCGUCCCGGACGAUCUGCCUGGUAACAUGACGAGUCUCAACCUGUCCAGAAACGCUAUCCACGACUUGCCCAAUCACACCUUCACGCGCUUCCACUUACUGAGUGUGCUUGACGUGUCCUACAACAACAUCUCGCGACUGCACGUGCAGGCAUUCGUCGGUCUCAGCAGCCUCACCAGCUUGAAUCUGUCUUGGAAUGCGCUUACUCUCAGCCAUGAGGCGUACCCUGCUGACGUGUUUACACCAUUGGCCACCUCGCUGUCAGAUCUUCGGCUGGGCGGAAAUGCUCAGAAAACGGACGAUCCCGAUGCAGAGUAUCCUGACUUCGCCCUGUCCGUUCUGAAGAACUUGACCUACUUGGUGCUGGACGGUUUUGCCAAAACAAAUUUUGGACCUGGUUUCAGCGAAUUGCACAGUCUCAGAAACUUAAGUCUCCUUGGCUUUCCCGAGGGCUACUGCUCCAUACCCAAAUUGGAAAAUUCUACUUUUGCUAACCUGCCAUCAUCUCUAAGGUCCAUGAAUUUGACCAGCUGUAACAUCAGCGACGUAGACCGUGAGGCUUUUAGACCUCUCCGUAAUCUGCGGACCCUAGACCUUUCCAAAAACACACGCCUGGGCUUUAGAAAACUUGGUGAUGCUUUCUACAGCCUGCAAGGCUCCAACCUGGAGGACCUGUAUAUCAACGAGAUCAUGGACCCAUACUCUGUGUGCGUCGUCAUCGAUACGAAUCACACGCGCUACUUCAAGGACACGAGACUACAGAGCAUACACGCAGAGAGCAAUCGUAUCGAAAUCUUUACUCCCGGGGCCCUGGACAACAUGCCGGACACACUAUCCUUUGUCUCUGUAUCUGGAAACAGAUUAGGUUUCGGUAGUUACUUCCUAGACUUCAUCCAUCUGCCAAACCUUAAAACAGUAACAAACGACGGAUACCUGCAGACGCCACAUCCCCCCACUAGCUACCCGGCCUUUUCCGUCAAGCCAGAACUUUGCGAGUCGUCACCCUACGCCCACGAAUCUGAAAGAGGAUGUCAUCGACCUCUUGGAUCAGAUAGACGGGCAUUCCCACCCUGGUACCCGUUCAUAGAAAACGACAGGUUAGAAGGAGGAGACGCCUCGACUCAUAUCAGUCUGACCUACUUCCUUCCCCCUAACCUGACGUCUUAUGUGUCACGUUGGAACCAGAUGCACUACAAAAUCGUGAACAUACAGUUUGACGAGAACAACACCCUCACAAACCUCGACCUUAGCAACAAUCUCCUGGCCGUGUGGAUAGGCCCUUUCAAGGGAUUAAAUCACUUAGAAAGCUUUGAUCUUUCUAACAACUUUGCACACACUAUCAAUUACACUUUCUUCGAUACCUUUCCCGAGCUUAAGACCUUACGAUUAAGCAGAAACUAUCUGAGGGAUCCACUUAUGAAUGACGAGCAGGGUAGAAUGUUUGCCAACUUGUCAAAGCUGGAAAGUCUGGACUUGUCGUCCAACUACAUCAACAUCAUACCUGCUGCGGCAUUUCAAGGAUUAAAAAACUUGAGGCAGCUCAAUUUAUCGCACAACGAUAUUUUUAACUUUGAAAUUACUGUCAGUCACAUGAUGAGCCUAACCUCGUUGGACCUAUCUUACAAUAACAUUCAUUUUAUUCCUAAAUUCAUUACAGACCAUCUCGAUUUGAUAACUUCCAAUCCAAAUGUCACAGUCUACCUCAACCUCACGUUCAAUCCCAUCGCCUGCCUGUGCACGCACAUCGAUUUUCUCACCUGGAUUCAGCAGUCGGCUGUACAGUUCGUACACCAGAGUAAUUACUCCUGCCUGAGACCCGAUGGCACCGUCAAGAAAAUGACCAACAUCUUCGAUGAAAUUCAGACACUGCAAAAGACUUGCGGAGAUUUCGUUGGCAUGCUGAUUGGAGCGUUUACAUGUUUCUUCUGCCUGACCCUAGCGCUUGCUUCCGCUGUUCUUUACCGCUUUCGAUGGAAGCUGCGCUACUUGUACUAUGCGUCGCGUCUGGCGCACUCCAGGAAGCGAACUUUAACCGAAAACUCAUUUGAGGUCGACGCCUUUGUCUCCUACUGCUCAGAGGACGACGAGUUUGUGCAUGGCGAGCUCGUGCGGCAGCUGGAGGAAAGGAAGGGGUUGCGACUGAUCGUGCAUCACCGCGACUUCACGCCCGGACAGCCUAUCCCCUGCAACAUCGUGGCUGCCGUUCAGAACAGUCGCCACACGCUGGUUGUGUUGACGCGACAUCUGCUGCAGUCGGACUGGUGUCAGUACGAGAUGCAGAUGGCCACCAUGGAGUCUGUACACACAGGUCGCAACGUGCUGCUGUUUUUGUUGUACGAGGACAUCCCCAGCCACGAGCUGCCACGCCAGGUGCUGUACAACAUUCAGUCUUCUACUUACAUCCACUUCCCUCACGAUCAUCCUGAGCUGGUGCCUAAUUUCUGGGUGAGACUGGCUAAGGCUCUUAAAGAGCAUGUAGCCUGUGGAGGUCCUCCUAAAAAGCCAGUCUUUGAUCUUGCUACUCUUGCAAGCGUUGUCGGUAUUGCUGAUUCUCUGCAUGCACAAGAUGGCGAUAAAAAUCACAUUCACCCAAAGAUGGACCAAGAAGGAAACACGUCAACUCACUCAAAAUCAUUCCUCCCCGUGGAAUCAGACAAUGAAAACCGUCCCGUAGCGAAACCAACUGCGGAAGUAAUCCCAACAACUUUUCCUGCGAGCACUACUCUGGACCCUUUCUCACUUUUCGACCGACUGUCUCUCAGUGAAGAAGUCGCCAUCAUCUCAGUGAUCAGCAACAUGAAAAGAUUCAUCAUCAUAUGGACGGUACCGCUGUUGUUGAGUUCAACUUUUUUUACCAUUGGUGAUUCAUCUACUCAGUGUAUGUGGGAUAAGGGAGCCGUAAACUGCUCUUACCGCCAGCUGCACCAAGUUCCCAAUGACCUACCUGCAAGUGCCGUCAGCCUUAACUUGAGCCACAACCUACUUAGCAAUCUCUCAGACAACGUCUUUCACAAUUUGACGAGUCUGUCAGUUCUAGACUUGUCCUACAAUUACUUGAGCAGCUUCACACUCAGCGUCUUUUCGGGCCUCCACAACCUGCAGUGGCUUAGUGUCACCUGGAAUAAUCUGCCUUUGAGCGAUAAAACUUAUCAUCUUGGGGUGUUUUCCCCCUUUUCUCAGUCGCUUUUAUAUUUGUAUCUCAAUGGUAACUCACCCCCUAACCAGUCUCACCCACUCAACGUUUCCUAUCCCGACAAGGCUCUUUCAGAACUCCUCAAUCUAACAGAGUUAUUUAUGGAUGGGCUGAAGGAGACGAGGUUUAAAUCUGGAUUCGGAUACCUGCACAGCCUUACAAACCUUAGUCUUUUAGGUUCAGAAGACGGAUUCUGUGACAUAGAGAUCCUUUACAAUGACACAUUUAAACACCAUCCACCAGCUUUAGAAUACUUAAACCUGUCUAACUGCAACAUCCGCUGCAUUGAAGCAGACGCCUUCUCACCUCUACGAACUCUUCAGAUUCUUGAUCUUUCCCAUAAUGAAGAUCUUGGAUUCCAGAGGCUUGGACUAGCUGUGUACGGACUUCAGGGAUCAGCUCUUCACACUCUUCACAUCAAUCACAUACAUUUUAAAUAUGCGUUAUGCAUCUUUAUCACUAAGGAAGACACAGUAUACUUUAAGAACACAAGCAUCACCUCCAUCUACGCCAACUACAACAGUCUACAGUUUUUUUCCCCAGGCGCCCUGCUGAACAUGCCAGAUUCCCUUGAGUUCGUUUCGCUCGAUGGAAACCAUUUAGGGUUUGGAGCUUAUCUUGAAGACUUAAACAACCUCCAAGGAUUGAAGCAAGUUCGAGCAGAUGGUUAUACACAUCACAGAAAAACACCUGCUCAUUACCGAUCCGAGGAAAACGAAUGCAUUCACAACGCUGUUGAAAUAUGCCGUGGUAAUUUUUCUUUUUGUUCCAGUGUCACAAGUAGCGAUAGAGAGUGUUACAUAUUUGCAAACGGUACCGACAGUAGGUGUAGAAAGCAAAAGACGCCAUGGAAUGUUCCAGAUCCAGUGAGCGGUAACACCACAUACUUUGUUCUUCCGCCAUAUCUGACAGACUUCCGGUCUAGACAAAACCAGAUCUACUACCGGAUAACGCGGAUUGAUAUCAACUCUAAUAACGUGCUCACGCGACUGGAUCUCAGCCAGAACCUGCUGACCGCUCUGUUCGGCCCUGUGACAGGACUGAACAACUUGCAGUAUUUGGACCUCAGCGACAACCUCGCCAAUCAUAUUUCACAGACUUUUUUCAUUAAUUUUACAUCCCUUCAAGUACUUCGAUUGAAUAGAAACUAUCUAUCCGGUGUUAUCAAAAAUGCCUCCUCAGACUUCUUUUCAUCUCUGGCACACCUGGAGACAUUGGAUCUAUCGGAUAAUUAUCUCUCCAGCGUUCCGACGGAACUGCUAAACCCUUUAGUAAGCCUGAGAAUGCUAAAUCUUUCUUUCAACGAGUUAACCUCCUUUGACUUUAACAUUUCUUCCAACCAUAUCAGACUUCUGGAUCUGGCUUACAACAAUAUCCACUCCAUUUCAUCGCACGUGCGUACUCACCUCGACUCGGUAGCACAGACGGCGCCAGAUAAUGUCACUGUGAAUCUUACCUACAAUCACAUAAUCUGCACGUGUGAAAAUAUCGAGUUUUUGUCUUGGAUGGCAUAUACUAAGGUAUAUUUCCCAAGACUCCAAAAAUACUUCUGUCUCAUGUCUGACGGAACAGUGCAACACUUUGUUGAUAUUUUCGAGGUCAUCGCCGAUCUGCAACAGCAGUGUUCCAACUUCUCAAGCAUCCUUAUUGGAGCUGUGUCCUGUUUCUUUUGCCUUAUCUUAUCCCUGGUGUCGGCUAUGAUGUAUCGUUUCCGCUGGAAGUUGCGCUACUGGUACUACGCCUCACGCAUGUCGUACACACGCGCACAGUCACAGGAAUCUCGCCAGUUCGACUUCGACGCCUUCGUGUCCUACGCCUCGGAUGACGAAGACUUUGUUCGCAGCCAGCUCGUCCACAACUUAGAAGUGCAGGAAAAUCUUCGACUGAAUGUGCACGACCGCGACUUCACGCCCGGACAGCCCAUCCCCUACAACAUCGUGGCUGCCGUUCAGAACAGUCGCCGCACGCUGGUUGUGUUGACGCGACAUCUGCUGCAGUCGGACUGGUGUCAGUACGAGAUGCAGAUGGCCAACAUGGAGGCUGUUCAUACGGGGCGCGAUGUGCUUGUGUUCCUGCUGUACGAGGACAUCCCCAGCCACGAACUGCCGCGCCAGGUGCUGUACAACCUUCAGUCUUCUACUUUCAUCCACUUUCCUCACGAUCAUCCUGAGCUGCAGUCCAAUUUCUGGAUGAGACUGACUGAGGUUCUUAAGGAUUUGUAAUGCCGUUUCUGAUAAGAAAAAGACAUAAUAUUUUACAUCGUUCAAUGUAACUUUGUUUUAACCCAUUUAUGCUCACUUUUUAUUCUUUAAACGGUAGUGAAAGCCAGAGUUCUGUACAUUAUGUGUAAUAUAGCAGUCGAUUUGCCUAGAGUUCUAUUUUUGGAACACCACAUAAGAAUGAAAACACAUUUUUUCUCUUUAAAUUCUUGUUCCUUGAAUAUUUGUAUGCCGCAUACAUGAAUUUCAUGCACAAAUUCAACAAUGUCAACCUUCGGCAUAAAUGGGAUAAACAGCUUUUGAUAUUGUACAUAAAACUUGGACUGAAAAAAAACUUUUAAAAUCAUUGAAAAGAACUUAAACAUAAUUACAUUUUCUUGUUUCUUUAUGCGAAGCUUCCAUCGUUUUACUCUGCAUUUCACUGUUAGAAUCGUGUUAUUAUUAUUUUUUUCUUUCUCUCUUUUGAUAACAUGGACUUUCUUCACUAAUUUGCAUGCUUUUGUGCUCCUCUGUGACACUAUUCUUAUCUUACAUACUAAGACAGCUACUAGUUGUUGUCUCACAGCAAAGCUGCUAAUGUAAAUGCUUAUACGGAAGGUGAUGUUAUUUGUAACAACUUUUUUAAAAAAAAUAGUGAAACGGAAAAUUGGUAUUACGCAUAUAUGAUUACUAUGCUCUGCGAGACAUAAACUUCAUUAAAAUCUUUUGCCGAAAA
Messenger RNA from Pomacea canaliculata, 8445 nucleotides. RefSeq lists its product as uncharacterized. Gene Ontology annotation, molecular function: protein binding; transmembrane signaling receptor activity. Lineage: Eukaryota; Metazoa; Mollusca; Gastropoda; Architaenioglossa; Ampullariidae. Gene Ontology annotation, biological process: inflammatory response; toll-like receptor signaling pathway; immune response. Gene Ontology annotation, cellular component: membrane. The record is from RefSeq and is a predicted model, not a curated record.